Alligator mississippiensis (American alligator) is the source of this 1003-nucleotide messenger RNA. RefSeq names its product TLC domain containing 1 (gene TLCD1). Gene Ontology annotation, cellular component: plasma membrane. The transcript is spliced from 4 exons. The record is from RefSeq and is a predicted model, not a curated record. Gene Ontology annotation, biological process: plasma membrane organization; regulation of membrane lipid distribution; phospholipid homeostasis. NCBI's taxonomy places the organism in Eukaryota, Metazoa, Chordata, Crocodylia, Alligatoridae. Bases 2 to 778 code for a protein of 258 amino acids.
CAUGGCCCCGGGCUGGGGCUGGGGCUGGGGCUGGGGCUCGGGCUGCGGCUCGGCCGCGCUGGUGCUGGGCUCGGUGCUGCUGUUCCGCGCGCUGCAGCGGGCGCUCGGCCGCCUGCCGCUGCCCGCCCACGUGCGCGGGGACCGGACGCGGACCUGGCGCUGGCGCAACCUGCUCGUGUCGUUCGCGCACUCGGUGCUGAGCGGGCCCUGGGCCGUGCUGGCCGUGCUGCAGGCCCCCGAGAUGCUGACGGACAUCGAGCGGCCCUGGUCCGCCUCGGGCCACGUCCUCGUCUGCUUCUCCGCAGCCUACUUCAUCCACGACUCGCUGGACAUCGUGCUGAGCCGCCAGGCCCGCGCGUCCUGGGAGUACCUGGUGCACCACGCCAUGGCCAUCUCCGCCUUCCUGUCGGGCACCUUCCAGCGCCGGUUCCUGGGCGCGGGGCUGCUGUCGCUCUUCGUGGAGGUGAGCAACAUCUUCCUGACCAUCCGCAUGCUGCUGAAGCUCAGCAACGUCCCGGCGCCCGUGCUGUACCGCGUCAACAAGUACGUCAACCUGGUGAUGUACUUCCUCUUCCGCCUGGCGCCCCAGGCCUACCUGAGCUGGUGCUUCCUGCGCCGCGUGGAGCAGCGCGGCCUGGGCGCCUUCCUCACCGUCAACCUCUGCCUGCUCAACGUCAUGAUCCUCACGUACUUCUCCCGCCUGCUGCGCUCCGACUUCUUCCCGCACUGGCGCAAGCGCCCCGGGGCGGGCGGCGAGAAGAAGUUCCUCGCGGAGUGAGCGCGGCCGGGGCCGGCCGGGGGCUCGCACACGCGUCCGCACCGACGUGCCUUGGGGCCGGGGCAGCCGCGGGCUCUGCCUUGGGGCCUCGCCGCCCUGCCCCGCGCGCCCGCCGGGCUCCCCGCGGGGCUGGGCAGGUGCGGAGGGUCUGCAUCCCGGGGCUGGGGGAAGGGGGUCUCCUGCACCCGGGGGUGUUGCACACAUUAAACACGGUUGUUCACCGCU